CCGGGUACCCGAUAGGGGUGCUGGAGCAAGCGGGCGGGGUCUGUCUCCUGAGUCAGCGAGCUCUAGAGCCGCCCGCAGCCGCCGAGGGAGGCUGGGUCCCUUUGAGGAGCCUGUGAGGGGAGCGAAACCCGCAGCGCUCGAGUAUGGCGGGUAGUGAUACAGAACGAGAUGGAAUAGCCCCAGAAAAAUCAUCCCCAGAGAGAGAGAAGAAAAAGGAACAGUCAGAUGCAUCUAAUUCUCCUAGAACCUCAAAACAUCAUUAUUCAAGAUCGCGUUCACGAUCAAGAGAAAGAAAACGGAAGUCAGAUAACGAAGGAAGAAAACACAGAAGCCGGAGCAGAAGCAAAGAGAACCAACUUCUUCUUAAAACAGGCAAGAAGACACGAGUCCAAAGAAAAGUCCUCUAAGAAACACAGAUCUGAUGACCACAAUGACAAAGAACACUCUUCUGACAAGGGAAGAGAGAGCCUGAAUUCAUCUGAAAACGGUGAGGACAGACACAAACGCAAAGAAAGGAAAUCAUCAAGAGGCAAAAGUCAUUCAAGAUCCAGGUCCCGUGAAAGGCGUCAUCGUAGUAGAAGCCGUGAUAGAAAAAAGUCACGGUCCCGAAGCAGAGAGAGAAAACGCCGUAUAAGAUCUCGUUCUAGAUCAAAAUCUAGACACAGACAUAGAAGUAGAAGCAGAAGUAGGACUCGGAGCAGAAGCCGAGAAAGAAAGAAGAGAAUUGAAAAACCUCGAAAGUUCAGCAGGAGUCACAGCCGAAGUCCAAGUCCACCACCUUUUAGGGGGCGAAACACAGCAAUGGAUGCACAAGAAGCAUUAGCCAGAAGAUUGGAAAGAGCAAAGAAAUUGCAAGAACAGAGAGAAAAAGAAAUGGUUGAAAAACAGAAACAACAGGAAAUCGUUGCUGCAGCUGCUGCCACUGGGGGUUCUGUCAUCAAUGUUGCUGCUCUUCUGGCAUCAGGAACACAAGUAACUCCUCAAAUAGCUAUGGCAGCUCAAAUGGCAGCACUGCAAGCAAAAGCACUGGCAGAGACUGGAAUAGCAGUACCUAGCUAUUAUAACCCAGCAGCAGUGAACCCAAUGAAGUUUGCUGAGCAGGAGAAAAAGCGGAAAAUGCUCUGGCAAGGGAAGAAAGAAGGGGAUAAAUCACAGUCUGCGGAAAUAUGGGAGAAAUUGAAUUUUGGAAACAAGGACCAAAAUGUCAAAUUCAGAAAACUAAUGGGCAUUAAGAGUGAGGAUGAAGCUGGUUGUAGUUCAGUUGAUGAAGAAAGUUACAAAACCCUGAAGCAACAGGAAGAAGUAUUCAGAAAUCUGGAUGCACAGUAUGAGAUGGCACGAUCACAGACUCACACACAAAGAGGAAUGGGAUUGGGGUUUACAUCUUCAAUGCGAGGAAUGGAUGCAAUUUGAAAAAACAUGAUUUUAAAGUCUGGGACUUUGUGGAUGAUUCCCGUUCUGAGGUUGGGUCCUUGUUCACCAAAAAGCUAGCAUUCUAGCUUGCAUGGGUGUUGCAUUGACUUUAAUUUAUUGAAAAAGUACAAAUUUUCUGUAAAUAUGAGAUCAGUGAUACUGGUGUUAGUGUUGUAAUCAGGUUAUACCCACUUCCAUUAAACUUGACAGAACUAUAGAAGGACAGUAUUUUUAGUUAAAGUUCUACUUUUUCAAACAAAGCAGCAGCUGGGGUAAACUCAUACAUGGAUAUUUCGUGUCCACCGUCUUGUGUACUUUUGUACUUUAACCUUGUACAGUUAUUUUCAACUCUUGAAACAUGAAAGAAACAUUGUGUAGAUGUUAUCUAGCAGAUUGGCCUAUUGGCACAUUAAUCCAGUGCAACAACCUGGUUAAUAAAUAUGUUUUUCUCUAAA
This is a messenger RNA of Gopherus flavomarginatus (Mexican gopher tortoise), 1868 nucleotides long. It is a transcript of the gene RSRC2, whose product is annotated as arginine and serine rich coiled-coil 2. The record is from RefSeq and is a predicted model, not a curated record. The coding region runs from base 226 to 1413 and encodes 395 amino acids. Lineage: Eukaryota; Metazoa; Chordata; Testudines; Testudinidae. The transcript has 10 exons.